UUCUCUAGGUUAAAAUGUCAAAAUUUCAGCUCGCGCUUCGCGGUCGCAUUAUUUGAUACUUGAAAUGUGUAACGUCUCCAUGGCCUACAAGCUGCCGUUAACAGAUCCUUUUUCAUCAGAUCAAAACGUAUAUUAAAAAUUUCUGCUCGCGCUUUGCGCUCGUACUUUUUAAAUAAGGCUUAUGAUAUUAUAUUAACAUAUUUAUAUAUAUUUAUAUAUAAACAAACAAAAUUUAGCUUCGAGCGGCCGAUCGGGGAAAAUGUGGCUGAAAAAAAUCCGGGCCACCCCCCUUGGUGAACGCUGGAUCCGCCCCUGGAAUCUGAAGGAAAAGAACAUUGAAAAGUAUCCAUAAAAACAAACAGAAACUCACUAAACAAAAGGUUGGAACUUAUUUCAAAGUGCAGACACCAAACGAGACUAAACCGGAAACCACCGAAGCGUCAAAUUGACCCGCCACACCACAUAAAUAGUCAACAACGUCAGUCUGCCUGAAGAUCGCCUCAAGUUCAGGCGUGAAACCGGUAGCAGACGUUAUUUGCAAUAGAACACUUUUUCGAGAACUUACGCUGCGAGUUGCAUGUUAAGACCGAGUCGCUUAUAAGAUCGUAACAGUGCGUUUCCAUGCGCAAACAAAAGCUAGCCUUUUACUUGAAUCCGUAUGCAUAAACAUAAGCAAUUGCUUGCAAGCAAAUGCUUUUGCUAGCAAGCACAAGCAAUUGCUUACUACUCGUAAGCAAAUGCUUACCAAACAAGCAAUUGCUUAAAACCGUAUGCAUAAAACAAUCCUUUUACUUGUCUUGAUAAGCAAUUGCUUGCGUUUUUUCAAGCACCUCCAGACCAGCUUGAGCUCUUGCUUACUCAUGGCAUUCUCGUUUAAGGAUUAAAUUUUCAUGCCGUUUCAAGCUCCAUAUUCCAGAGGUUAUGUUGUGAUUUCAUAUCUAAUCAAAUUCCUGUUAUUUUAGACUUUUUACAGCAAUUUGUGUCCAUCGAUCUACACAGAAACCCCCCUGAUGCUCUGCGCUGUUUUCCCCCUAUUUGCGUAAUAAAAAAUACUUCUGCCAGGUCGGGAACGAAGCGUCGUUGUCCUACUGUGCGAUGUUCGCACAGCCGUAACGAUCCUUUGUCCAACACAUAAGCAAUUGCUUAGGCAGUGCAAGCAAAAGGUUUCAGCACAAGCAAAAGCUUGUGCAUACGAAUUUAAGCAAUUGCUUGAACUUGCCCUUUUGCUUGACCAGCUCUUGCUUUUGCUUAAAGCAUUUGCUUAUAAGCAAUUGCUUGUCUUUAUGCAUACGGCCCAAUGUGCGAACCACAAUGCGUGCAAGUGUCAACUGAGUUUCAGUGGCUCAUUCUCGGUUGCGUCUUAUUAGUUGUAGUAACUCUACCAGAUCAAGAAUGUAAUGGGUAUCCUACUUAUAAGUAUUUCAUUCAUUACCAUUCUCAAGUUUGUUAAUUCUAAAGAUGAUGCAGGUAAACUCGAUGAAAGAGACUACCAGGCUGCUCCUCUCAAACCUGAAACGGAUAACAGAGGGGACGAUAUUUCGUUCGGCUGUCUUUCGGCACCGCCGGAAAUCCUUGCUCGGGACCCGAGGGUUCGUCAAGCAUAUGCCGAAGCUGCUCAAGAUGGAAGAAAGAAAGUCUUCCGAACCCGUCUUAUGCUUGUGGGACAAGAGCGCGUUGGGAAGACAAGCUUGAAGAAAAGUCUUACAGGUCAAGGGUUUGAUAAGAAUGAAGGAAAAACAGACGGCGUAGAUACGACAAACAUUUGCGACAUAAACAUCCAGGUCGCAAAAGCUGGUGGUAAACUUUGGUCUGUUCACAAGAAAGGACAUGACAAUGAAGAAACUAAAGACCGUGAAUACAAUAAAGCCCUUGCAGAUGAAGCAGCGAAGAAACUGAGUGUAGCUCCAACACAGGAUCAACAGAGUUUGGAAUCGCAAAGAAAUGGUACCGAUGACGGAGACUUAAAUCCACAAGAAGCAGGUUUGUCCAUAUUUCUAUUCAUUGGAAAAUGA
Messenger RNA from Lytechinus pictus (painted urchin), 2012 nucleotides. RefSeq lists its product as uncharacterized. The record is from RefSeq and is a predicted model, not a curated record. NCBI's taxonomy places the organism in Eukaryota, Metazoa, Echinodermata, Echinoidea, Temnopleuroida, Toxopneustidae. Bases 1398 to 2012 code for a protein of 204 amino acids. The transcript is spliced from 4 exons.